ACGCAUAACACUCCAGCUGGUCGUGGAUUGGUCCGUCGAGAGGCCGCCAAUGCCUGGUGCCAGCCCAUUCAUAAAUAGCUAGCUGCUCGCACGGGUCAAGCGAGACAGCGGAGUAAAGAAUGUACAAGAGAGAAGGAAAGGUGGAGAAGAAGGACACGAGAGAGAAGAAAAAAUAAAGUUGGUUUCGCAAUGCAGUAGAAGGGAGAGAGAGAGAGGUGCUUUCUCAGACAAGAUGGCUCUGGGUCUACUGCACGCGCUGAGCUAGACGUAGCUGGACCGCGCUGGAGUCAACAGGUGUUCUGUGUGUGAAUGUGAAGUGUUUGUGAUGGACAGUGUCGGUGUUGUGUGUUAGCAUGGAGGUCGGUUCCUGUUGUGUACUGAGGCCAAAUACGACGGCGAGCUUGGAUGAUGAUCAGAUAGUUCCUGAUCAUCCUGGUGAUUGUUCGAGCGGUGGCUGGGUCUCAUCGGGACAAAGCUACAUAGACACUUGGCUGCAAAUGCAGACGAGCGAAUUAGACGCUUACCUGUGCAAACAGGAGCUGGAGCGACUCCAGCGCCUUGAGGAGGCGGCGGCGGCUGCAGAAGCUGCAGAGCUGGAGAUCAAACCGCGUCGCGAGUCGGCGUCGCAGAUCGACGACUUCUUCGAGGCGCCAGCAGCUCCGCACCACCCGGCUCGUCAUCACCAUCACCACCACCACCACCACGCCAACAGCAUGAGCUACGUGUCAAUGCGAACAGUGCCGGGCCCACACGCGGAAGAUGACGUCUUCCUCAAACCUCCGCUCUGGGAGGACAUCACGUCCAGCAUCCAGAAGCUGGACCCGGAGAACGCCGAGAUGCUGGCCGCCGUAAAGUUGGAGGUGCCCGACGAGGUGGCGUCCUGCGGUUCCCCCUCAAGUCUGCCCCUGAUGAACCCACCGGUCAUCAAGACCGAGAAGUUACCGCCCCCCCCCCAGCAACCGCCCCUGCAGCCCAUGCACCUCAUGACAGCGCCUGCUUCCCCGUUCAGCAGCAACGGCCCCCAGCAACAGUUCCCGCCGCAACACGGCUACAAGUUUAGUAACAACGGAAACCUACCGCCCCCCGCCUUCCCCAUGUCGAGGCUAGUUUACGUCCCGCCCCCGACACCUCCGAUCUCCGAACCUGGGUCUCCGGGAAACAAUAUUCCCAGAAGAACGCCGCCGCCCCCGUACCCCGCCCCCAACCAUCACGGCGCUGUCCCGCCCCCUGUGCCGACGUCAGCGUCUCCGACCGUGACGACGGCGCCGGUCGCCCCCAAGUACAACAGGAGGAACAACCCGGAGCUAGAGAAGAGGAGAAUUCACCACUGCGACUUCCUGGGUUGCACGAAGGUCUAUACGAAAAGCUCUCACCUGAAGGCCCACCAGCGAAUACACACGGGUGAAAAGCCGUACAAGUGUCACUGGCCCGAGUGCGAGUGGCGAUUCGCCCGUUCGGACGAGUUAACGCGCCACUACCGGAAACACACCGGAGCGAAGCCGUUCAAGUGUGCGGUCUGCGAGCGGUCUUUCGCUCGCUCAGAUCACCUAGCUCUUCACAUGAAGAGGCACCUCCCCAAGGCUCCCAAAUGACCACGGUAACAUAGCAACCGAAACUGUAAGGACAAUUAGGCCCUUUGUUCACGUUUUUUUUAAAAAAAAAUCGAAAUGUUGACCAAAUUUCUUACCACGUAGCGUUUCCCAUGAGACACUGCGCGUUGCCCAUUGCCAUACCGAGAGAAGAGCCAAUUUAUUUUCUCCCAAAAUUCUUUUGUGCCUAUUUAACAUUCGUUCAGUGUCAUUUAGAACUUCGCCACUGAUACAUGGAAUCUGAUUUCUUUUUAAAAUGAACCAUAAUUUUGGUGCAAUCAGAUGGCCGAGUGACUAGCGAUUUGUGAAUAGACUUAGUGCAAUCCAGCAAAGGAACUUUUCUCCUGUAUUACUCAAUCAUCGAAGUGCCAAGAUUCAAGUGCCUUGUGGAACAAAGACAACAUUUAAAACCAAAGUGCCAAUAAGAUUGUGCCACGUAGUGGGGAUGUGUUCAUACCGACAUGUUAUGUAGUUAAGAGAGCUAAACUAGUUUUUUAUUGAUUGUAUAUUAUAAUUUUUAUACAUUUUUCAGUCAUGAAAUAAGUCACUUUGAUACCAAUUUAUUGUAAUAAUAAUCGAUUUUAUAGAUUUAAUAUUUAUAACUUAUAAGACGCCGCUCACAGACUAACAGUACUACAGGGUUGUGGGAAAUACUUUUGAAGGCAUAAUUUGUCCCUGUCAUAAUAAUAAUAAUAAUACCGUUUCUACUUAAAAUAUUCAUGGAGGUUAUAAGAGGCCUGAUAAAAACUAUGGAGACUAAAUCUGUGAAAUUAAGCUACUGUACUUGCGUGUUUGGCCCCUUCACCAUGUGAGUAUUUGUUUCACCCUUUCCGCAAGUUCUAGAUCGACUUCUCAAGCUCAGCUUUUUGGUAUCGCCAAGGGCUUCUUCGUUGCUUUGUGCCCAUUUGCUUCUGUAUCAUAGCCGUUUCACCGUACAAGGUGUUUCUCGUGUUUAGGCAAUAACAAAAAACCCUCGCAGUUAAUCAUAUGUAGUGACCACGGAUUCUGCCUUACUUGCUGAAUACUGCAAAUUGUUCAAAAAUGUCACACACCGGUCUGAGUGGGCAGACAUGUUGUCAUGGUGAAUUUGCCGCUCGCUGGAUUCACACCUUCGCGGCCAUUUGCAAUACUCUGCAUCACAGAGAUACCUCGACGCUUGUAAAAGGAAAUUUUGGUUAAUAGCCUGGCCAAAUGGAACAUCAGAAUGGUUCAGAACAUCCUCGUAAACGAGGAAAACGUUUGUUAAACACUUGACUUGUUUUUUAUCGGCGCGCGACAAAAGGGGGAUUUUCAUUGUGACGAUUGCUUAAAAUUUUCUGGGGUCAUAACCGUAGACUCAUUUCCCGAUCUAUUUGUUUCGAAAUUGUAUUAAUUUUAUGCAAAUUAGAUCUAUUCAGAAACAACAGACAGGCAGUUUUUUUUCUGCUUCUGAAUCAGCACUCGUGGUGGACGUCGAGAUGCGACCCGUUGCCAAAUUUUUGGAAAAAAAUUUUCCUUAUAUGAGCCACGAAAAAUUCCUUCUUUUUCCACCAUUUUACUGGUGGUCGACUUCCUAUCACUCCGCUUAAGCUGUAGAUUCGUGAUUUCUACUUACGAAGGGCCUACGUGGCUUUCGUGAGUUACAAACGGGAACCCAGACGUCUCUCUGCUUCAUCUCCGGUUGCUAUUUGCUUUAGUGAUAAGUUUCUGAUUGCUUCAAGAUGGUCUCCCAAAUCUGUGGGCACGCAUUGGGACGUUCUUAGAUCGCGUCGUGACUCCACUCUUACCACGGAUGACUUAAAGCAAUGGUAUCAGCUGUAAAUACACUUGGACAUGAAUCAAUGCGUCAGACAAAAGUUAUCAAUUCCCAGUCUCCAAACUUUUUUUAUCAGACCUCGUAUAUAAAAUAUAGGAAGUGAUAUGCAGUUGCAUUUUCAGGAAGCCAAAUUCUUUGUAGUUUAUUCAAACGCUUGAGUGCCCAGGGUUUGUGUGCCAGUUGAUUCAGUAUGUUUCUUUUUUGACAGUCACGCGUUGUUAUAGAUAGUAGUUAAAAUACAUAAUUUCAUAGACGCCAUGUUCUCGAAUCUGUUUUGUGUUAGCAGAAUACGAAGUAUUUUAAGUGGAUUCUACGAAACCUCUUUGGAAGGCUUUGACGUAAUUAAGUGAUAAUGCAAGCUGCUUAUAAUUAAUUUUAAGUAAAACAUUGGACUGAACUGCUACUCAGCACACGAAAUUGAGAGUACGGGAUUCGACUACCAGUCCUUUAUAUUUUAAGUCUGUUUAAUUCUAUAAGCUCCCCGAAAAGACUCGUUUUCGAAACGUCCAUUCCUGAAAUUUAGCAACUUGACGUAAAUCUGAAGUAAAAUAAUUAAAUUUUACAACUCGUUAAAUUAACCAGAUGUUUGUUUGUCGUCUGUGAAUUAAAAUAUUAAAUUUCACGACUCUUUCUAUUAGCCACAUGAUGACGUGUGUGGUGUAAAAUGGUUAAGAUCGUGUGAAACCGGCUACAUUUUUGUGUACAUCCUGUAGUCGCAACCAAUUAUUAAAACACGUCACGGUGUAGAAUUAAUGAAUGUACACGCGGACACUGCGUCCAUAAGAUGUCACCGUCCAUCUCUCAACUGUCCUCAGCAUGCAUGCAGAUGCCUCCGUGGGCAACUGUAAGCAGUAAAACAGUAGAAUAUAAAGAAGAAUAUACUGUCCGCACUUUUGGCAUCGCGAGUUGAGAUAUCAGGUUCUCACGACGAUGAGUAUGAAGAUGGCUGUCGACGUUUUCAGUUUCGGUAAUUUUGUACCAGACUACGCAGCGUAACAUGCCGGAAGGCGGACAUCUUCAUAUUCGCCACCGUGAGAACCUGAAAUCUCGCAUACAUUUUUUGUUGUUGUUGUGGUUUUCCAGACUUCCCACUUAAGCAUGUGCCGGGACAGAAUCUUAAUUUGACCACUGCUGCUUCGUUUAACAUCCGUCCCAAUUCAUUUUCAGAAACCAAUCGGUCAUUCGACGCUAUAUAACCCGCUCUAAGCCACUGAAAGCGUCGUUGAAUAAACCAAGGAUAAAUAAGUCACAUAAAUGUGCUUCUGAGAUGCAGAGAGACGCAGAGUGGACGCAAGAAAUCUCAAUAAAGUGCCGUGUUUCAUUCUGAUUUGCAUUUUGUAACUUUUGAUAAACGCUCAGUCAGAUAACUGCUUAUAAAACCGGGAGGAGAUUCAGUUCUCCCUGGCAUUUCACGGUCAGCUAUUAAAAACUAUGGGGAGUCCUCCGAAUAUGGAGGCACAUACACGUAGGUCUCCGUGAGGCUUGCACUGCAAGCCGAUACCCACCUGAGACCAGGAACAUGUCGGCUGGCUCAGGCUGCUUGUCUUAAGCGGCUGGGAGGUCUUGCCGAGUCAGUACUGCCAACAUUUCAGGAAGAUAUCGGAAGCGACGCUCCGAACCGAUGUUUAUUACCAAGAUCGGUCUUCAAUUAAGAUCUGACAACCCUCUUAAAGCCCGAAGCUAGUCUACAUCAUAUUUAUUAAUGCAGUCCGUACCGCAAAGAAAACACCUCACUUCACCAUUACGUAGAUCAUAUAUUUAAUGCAGUUUAAGAAAAUGGUCCCUGUUAAAUGUGAGAAUCAUACGAGACCCAUAAAUACAAGGAGGAGCUUUGCUGGUUUUUAAGCAGGUGGUGCAUAUACUUACCACUGGGUUUAAUUAUAAGUAUUUGGUAAUCAUUGAUUCGUUUUCGUUCAGGAAUACCAUCUGCUGGCCUGAUUUUGUUGCAGUGGUUAAGUUAAUCAUUGUCACUGCUGCCACAAACGUAGACGUCAGGCCCCGGCUGGGGGAGUGAACUGCCGGAAACCGUUGAGAAUAAAUUAAUAAGUUAAUUUGAAGGGCGGAGCUUCAGCGUGACAGAUAUUGUGUGUCUGGAUUAGAAUUCGUUAUCAGUACAGAAAUAGUUUGACCUCGGAUCAUUUUCGCCCGUGUCGGGUAUUAAUAACGCGACCGUCUACGUAGUCGGGCUGCCUACAGACAGGAGGAUUCAAACUAUCUGGCUCAGGAUUGAGACCAGUAAAUGGCAAUGAACAGAGUCCAUAAAAGACGUGGAGCCGUCAGAUUAUGACAUUGGUUUAUAUCUUAAUGUAUAUUGCUUGCCCAGUUUGCUCCCAACUCGCAGUUUCGUCAGAACAUUUCGUCCAAAGCAUUAACAAAAUUAUUCCUUAAAUCCGCCACUGGCUCUUCUAUUGACGUAUGAAUUACAGACAACAGCCAUUAGCACAGUAAUAAGACAGU
Zootermopsis nevadensis is the source of this 5841-nucleotide messenger RNA. RefSeq lists its product as uncharacterized. The record is from RefSeq and is a predicted model, not a curated record. Gene Ontology annotation, molecular function: RNA polymerase II cis-regulatory region sequence-specific DNA binding; DNA-binding transcription factor activity, RNA polymerase II-specific. Lineage: Eukaryota; Metazoa; Arthropoda; Insecta; Blattodea; Termopsidae. Gene Ontology annotation, biological process: regulation of transcription by RNA polymerase II.